Messenger RNA from Hypoxylon trugodes, 1437 nucleotides. RefSeq lists its product as uncharacterized. The record is from RefSeq and is a predicted model, not a curated record. Bases 335 to 1129 code for a protein of 264 amino acids. The transcript has 5 exons. Gene Ontology annotation, molecular function: serine-type endopeptidase activity. Gene Ontology annotation, cellular component: membrane. Lineage: Eukaryota; Fungi; Ascomycota; Sordariomycetes; Xylariales; Hypoxylaceae.
GUAUUUUUCCCUUUGUAGGCUACAGAGGUAGUUGCGACUUUUGGGUGUAAAGCACACGACUCACUCAAUUUCUCGAGUCACUGCAAGUUUCUCCAACUUACCAACUUUCUCUUUUUUCAAUGGCGAUCCGGGUCGGCGGCAAACAAUUUAUAUAAGCUCAACAGGACGUAUCCUGCGUCCUCUUUUGCUUUGUCUAUUCCAUUUUGCGCUUUUACUUCCGAGGCGAGUUAAACUACAACCAGAAUCGAGCGCCGCCUCGGAGCAAGUGGCAAGGGGCACGCACCAUCUAAUCCGCAACCACGACCGUAAAUUUGAUCGAGCAUCUCAACGAACAAUGCCUACCAUACGAGGAUUCAAUACACUGCGGGCGCGCUCGUACGUGUUCCGGUUACCACUAUUCACUCGGGCGAUUAUCGCCAUUAUGAUAGCAUUCUGGAUCGCUGGCCUUCAAACCGUAUGGGAUGUGCGACAAUGGGGCGCUUUGAUCCCGGAUGAAUUGAGCAUACCUACUAUGUACCGAGUUAACUCGUUUCCGUUGAUCCACCUUAACUUCUUCCACGCCUUGUUUAACAUACUCUCUUUAACACCGUUGCUGGAGAGAUUCGAAACCGAGUUCGGCACCUUAACUUCGCUCGCUCUAUUCUUUGGCCCUUUAACUACGAUACCUGCGGUCUUUUACAUCAUCAUAGAAAAGUUCAUAUUAAGAGGGAAUACUGCCGUUAUGGGUGCUAGUAUCUGGGUGUUUCUCUUAUUAGCCGUGGAGGCCAUGCGAACUUACAAGACAAAUCCCUAUCUCGUCAUAGGAACACACCACGUCCCGACAUGGACGACCCCCCUCGUAUUAGUGUGUGUCGUCGAAGCUCUUAUUCCUAACACUAGCUUUCUCGGUCACCUCUGUGGUGUGGGUACGGGUUAUUUGUUUGGUCUGGGCUAUCUCAAGUUCCUAUCGCCGCCAGAGUGGGCCUUACGAUGGAUUGAAGGUCGUUUAAAUCUAUUAGGACGCCUACCACACUAUGUUAGCGUAGAUCAGAAGACAUACGGAAGGUUCGGUGUUCUGCCGACGAGCAACUCGACUAGUUCAACAACUCCUUUAGGAUUAAUAGGUUCUACGCAGAGAUUAGGACCGUAGGAAGGUUUUCGCAAUAUACCGGUUAGGACAAUGAGGGGCAGGCAUUCCGAAUGAAGGGUUACCUUGUAUAUAGCAUGGGUUCUCGUUUGUUAUACAGGCAUUUGCAUGAUACCGGAGUUACUGGGCGGGAAAACUAUCAGCGUUACGGGGCCGUAUACUCACUUGCCUCUUGCGAUCGUAUGAAGGAUAAAGGUGGGUUUGGUCAUUUGUAUCGCUAAUAAAUACCGUGAGCAUUUGACGAAUUGUGUUGACUCCGUAGGCAUAGUAUUUAACUUCACAGCCAUUUAAGAGCUAUAACAUGAAUGGUC